Aspergillus novofumigatus IBT 16806 is the source of this 543-nucleotide messenger RNA. RefSeq names its product tyrosine protein phosphatase LTP1 (gene ltpA). The transcript has 3 exons. Lineage: Eukaryota; Fungi; Ascomycota; Eurotiomycetes; Eurotiales; Aspergillaceae. The record is from RefSeq and is a predicted model, not a curated record. The coding region runs from base 1 to 543 and encodes 180 amino acids. Gene Ontology annotation, molecular function: protein tyrosine phosphatase activity. Gene Ontology annotation, biological process: protein dephosphorylation.
AUGACCGCCUCCAAGCCUACUUCACCCGGACACAAUUUCAAUGUCCUCUUCGUCUGCCUGGGCAAUAUCUGCCGCUCCACCAUGGCAGAAGGAGUCUUCCGCAACAUGGCAAGCACCCAUCCAUUGAUCAAUGAGAUCGAUUCUGCAGGCACAGGAGCCUACCACACCCUCGAGCCCCCGAUUCGCAUCACAAAGGAUGACUUUUUGCGGUUUGACUAUCUCCUCGCGAUGGAUAAAUACAAUCUGCGGGAUUUGCUGGAUGUGCGCGAAUCGGUUGUUGCUUCGUUGCGGAAGUCUGGAGGUGCCAAGGGUACCCGGGCGUCGAGCGGAGAAGCCGGCGCGAAGGUUGCGGAGGUGAGGUUGUUUGGUGAUUUUGGGCCGGGUGGUGUUCUCCAUGACCGAGUUGGUGGGGGAGAGGUCGUGCAGGAUCCUUACUACGGCGGUGUUAAUGGGUUCGAGGAGGUUUAUCAGCAGGUUGUGCGGUUUUCCAAGUCCUUUCUAGAGUAUUUGGAGAAGAAGCAGGGCUCUGAGGCUGAGGAGUGA